Molecule: messenger RNA, 1361 nt
Organism: Hyla sarda
Lineage: Eukaryota; Metazoa; Chordata; Amphibia; Anura; Hylidae
Gene: PRXL2A
Product: peroxiredoxin like 2A
Exons: 7
Coding region: 195-875 (226 amino acids)
Source: RefSeq, a predicted model, not a curated record
UCGCCACGCCCCCUGAAUAGGCUGCACUGUAUGAGACAUACAGGGACAGCUCUCUGCCCUUGUGUGCUGCACUGGAUGCCUGCAGUCUUGUACAAUCACCGGGGGAUUAUGCUGCUGUAGCCCCUCACACCUUGCAUGUGUCGAUUAUAUGUCCUCGUUGCACUUCUAGAAUUUGUCGGAGCAAGACAUGAGAGAUGUGGGUUGUGCCGGAGUCUGAGAUUUUCACUAUGGGAUUGUGGUCGGUCAGCAUUGGUGCUCUUGGUGCAGCAGUGGUUGGGAUUUUUCUAGCCAACACAGACUACUUCCUCCCUACACCAGAGAAAGCUACCUUGGAAUAUUUAGAAGAAACUGAACUGAAGUCUAUAUCAGAUGAAUCAAGGACGCUCAAAGCAAAAGACCUCUGGGAAAGGAAUGGAGCAGUGAUAAUGGCUGUGCGUAGGCCUGGAUGUUUUCUAUGCAGAGAGGAGGCCUCAGAAAUAUCCCAACUUAAGCCAGAACUUGACCAGUUAGGAGUCCCCCUCUACGGUGUGGUGAAAGAGAAGAUUGAAACUGAGAUCGAGCAGUUCCAACCUUACUUUAAAGGGGAACUUUUUCUUGAUAAACAGAAACGCUUUUAUGGACCCCAGACAAGGAAAAUGAUGUUUAUGGGAUUCAUACGGUUGGGAGUAUGGCAGAAUUUCCGCCGAGCUUGGAAAGCAGGCUAUGAGGGUAACCUGGAAGGGGAAGGCUUCAUUCUUGGUGGAGUUUUUGUGAUUGGCUCUGGGAACCAGGGAAUUCUUCUUGAGCAUCGUGAGAAGGAAUAUGGAGAUAAAGCAAAUUUGAUGGAUGUCCUUGAAGCUGCUAAGAAGAUAAACAGGAAGACUAAACUCAAUUAAACGUGUGCAUAGUUUUCCACAUAAAGUAGUCUGGCAGCAGACAGAAAUUAACAUGACUUUCUAUGGGUGGUAUAAUUCUUUAGCAACUUAUUUAUUAUACUGGUAAUAGAAGCAUUGUUGGGUUUUAUUGAUAAAUGUACAUAAGACAGAUUGAUGAAAAAUUAUCAAAUCUAAUGCAAAGGAAAAGUAGUGGCAUCGCUUGUAACAACCAUUCUGUUCAGCAAGAUGUCUGAAGUAACAAUCUGAAUGGUUGCUAUGAGCAACAGCUCCACAUUUUUUAAACAGUUUAAUUUACUAAAGCCUAUGUAGAGAUGCUUCCAGCUAUUAAUUCCAUUUUCCCUGUCACCAUCAGCCUUGUCCCUAUUUUGAACACUCAGUUUGUUCUUUGUGUGUAUUCAUCCUGCUUAGUAAACUUUGGUAGAGAUUUCUAUGCAAUUAUCUGUUUCUGACAUUGGUCCAGUUACAAUAAAGAUACAUUCUCUCUUU